AUGUGCCCUCCGCGAACCUCUGCGCUCGAUGCCGACAUCAUUGGGAAUAAGGACGUUUCCUCACCUGGGCCCGCGGUUGGCACUGCCUUUAGAGACAAGCGCCACGAGCGAUACUACCACCCUGCCAGGCGACUUUACCCAACAGAGAGCGGCCAGGUAUCGUAUGUCGGACAUACACACUCUGCGGAUAUCACAGAAUAUGGCAGGCUGAAAACUGGUGAUCCUUCUGAACUGUUGACCAUUGUCACGUUCAAUGGGAAAUUCAGAGCAAUUCAUGGAAUCAAACACGGCCUGGCAGAAAAUUCUAUUCUUUCUAUCGGAGAGCUAGCGGCAAUCGGGAACAUGCCGACGAACUGCUGCUGUUUGGUCAGAGUCUGGCAAGGGCCGUUCAGUGCUGCUUCGAUGGCAAAGUUGGAAGUGAAGGCUCAGGAUCGACGAGUUGCUGCCGCAGUAUUUGAGCUUCUUGUCUAUGCCAUGGAAGAUGAAGAAUAG
This is a messenger RNA of Toxoplasma gondii ME49, 492 nucleotides long. RefSeq lists its product as hypothetical. The record is from RefSeq and is a predicted model, not a curated record. The coding region runs from base 1 to 492 and encodes 163 amino acids. NCBI's taxonomy places the organism in Eukaryota, Apicomplexa, Conoidasida, Eucoccidiorida, Sarcocystidae. The transcript has 3 exons.